AUGGUGGAGUUGAGCACAGACUGGACGCAGCUGGAAGUGAUCGACCUCAUCAAUGACGGCAGUGGCUUGGGCUUCGGCAUCAUCGGUGGCCGCAGUACCGGGGUGGUGGUCAAGACCAUCUUGCCGGGGGGCAUCGCCGACAAGGGUGUGUUGCUCGGGUUGUGGUCUCUCUCUGUCCUCGUCUUGACCGCCACGUACACAGGAAACCUGACCGCAGGCCUGGUCAACCCUCAGACUUCAGUUCGUCUGCGAACCAUUCGUGACGUCAAAGAGAGUGGUGUGUACACCUGGGGUUCAUACUCUGAAAUGGGAGCAUACGACGUACUGCUUCAACUUCCCGACCAAGAAUUUGCCAGUGGCAUUCGAGCUUUUUCGGAAAAGUUCCCAACAGUUAGCGGAAGUGUCGAUGCCCUUGUGAAGAGGAUGAAGAAAGAAAAACUCAACUUGACACGUCUGCAUCGGCGAUGGCUAAACCGCCAGUGGAACAGAGUGAUGUUUUCUGACGAGUCCAGAUUUCUUUUGGAUCACCACGAUGGACGGCAGAAAGUCUGUCAGAGACGUCAUGAACGUUAUUUACCUCAGUGUGUCAGUGCUGUUGCUGACAAACGUAGCAUUAUGGAUAUUCAAGAACAGACAAUGUUUGAGCUACUUAAUCGUCUGACACUCUUGUUAUCGUUCGUGAUAACGGGCGUUCUGUCACAAGGCAUCAAUCUCGGAGGUGGGGGCGGGGCCGUUAAUUUAGGGGGCGGGUCCCCAGGAACUGGAAGCGGGCUUAGUCUAGGCGGGGUGCCAGGGGGUGAUGCUGUCAAUUUAGGCGGGGGUGGAGCUACCGGAGGCGCUCCGACAGGAGGUUUCAACCCAAAUCUCAACCUCAAUCCUAACCCCAACCCUAAUCCCAACCCCAGCCCCGGCGCAAAUGCUGGCGGGAAUGCAAUCACAUUUCCAGAGGCGCCCUCUGCCGGGGGCGGCAUAACAGUGGACUCGAGUGGCACUGUAAACCCUGAUCAAGGUACACCUGGAGGGAACUUGAACCCCGGGACAAACGGUAACUCCAACACCAACAGUAACAAUAACAACAAUAAUAAUAACAAUAACAACAACAAUGGACAAGAUGGUUUCGGAAAUAUACCUUUCCCAGAUUUUGCCAACAAUUUUGGUAGCAUAGGAAGUAAUUUCCCUUCCCUGCCAAGCAACGGCGACUUCGGUAGUGGUGCCACCAACUUUCCCAACUUUGGUAGUAGCACGAGCGGCGGUAACCCUAGCAAUGCCAACAGCAACAACGCUAACAACAACAACAACAACAACAAUCCACAAACUGGAAGCGGCAGCUUUCCGAAUUUAGGGUUUGACUUUGGAGGAUCCUUCAACUUCCCGAGUAAUUUUCCAUCCUCUGGAAAUUUUCCCGGCCCGAACACCUUCCCUGGAACAGGUUCUGGAAAUUUCCCAGGGACCGGAACAAAUACUUUUCCAGGAACCGGAACUAACACCUUUCCAGGAACAGGGAACAACAACUUUCCUGGUACAGGCACAAACACUUUCCCUGGAACAGGAAGUAACGGUUUUCCUGGAAACGGUGAUUUGACCUUCCCAACUUUUCCUGGAGGCAACGGCGGCCCUAAUUACGGGCGAAACACCUGCCAAACUCCCACCACGAGUGGGGGACCGUUCCAAAUGUCGAGUGUGCCGAUAUCUGCCAACGUGGCAUCGGGCAUACAAGCUGAGGCUGUGAACAGGGCAGAAGUGCAGGGAUUGGUUCAAUUCUUCAGCACCACCGUCGGAAGCCCGUUCUCUAUACCAGAAGAAAAAAACAAUAUGUAUGCAUGUCCAGCCAACUACUCAGUUCUGACAAAGUUGGUAACUCCGGAGAACGUGGAAUGCUGGGUUCUACCCCCUCCGUAUCAGGACCAGGUCACUUAUGCAACCUGCAGGUGUUCCAACUGCCAGGAGGGCAUCAUGUCUCGUUUCUCGGGACCCAACGCUUGCAAGCCUCAGCUGACCCAGAUGAAUCUAGUUGUAUUCUGUCCACUCCGCCAGCCGGCCAGAAUAAUUCCUUUGCGUGCGCAGAUCCCAACGUCUUGUCGCUGCCACAGACCACUGACCAAUAACAACAACAGCGAAUUUGGCCUAAAGUAAAGUCCAGAUCCCCGGUCUCAAGAUGUAUAGAUAUACAAACAUGCUUCCAAUCUGGCCUGAAGGAGAAGGAGAAAGUAUAGACAUUUAUUAUGUAUGUUGUGUACUUUGUGCUAUACAUUUAGGACCCAGAGGCCAAUGCCAUGCAAAUCCCCAAUACUAACUACUCACAGCAGAAAAAGAUAUUUUUUUAAACAGUGGUAUCUCCGGUACAGAUAUGGACAAAUUAUAGCCAGCAAGCGGUUUCAGUCUAUUCCGUGAGUCAACCCAGUUAAUAAUUAAUGUAGCUUGUGGUUAGUUGAUAUUUCAUUUAUAAAAAAUUAAUUUAAAAAAUACAGAUAAAAUAAAAUAAACGUCAACAAUUUAAUUUCAUGAAGGUAAAUCAAGCGAUUUCCCUUCCUUUCCCCCAAGAAACUCUUUUUAAUACACACAAAAAGACUCAUAGUCAUACAACCCAACAAACAAAUAAUUAUAUCGUUCUGGAGAAGACUGUGAGAAAAGCUACGAUGUAAACUUUUUUUAAUCAAACAAGAAAACAAACUUGCCCAAAUCCAAAAUCAUUGGAACAUACACUAACGUUUGUUCAAGUGUUACACCUUUAUCGUAAUAAUAUGAAAAUAUUGUCUGACAUUAGCAAUACCCAACAUCUUUUGCCUCUCUACAUGUUAUAUUUCUCAACGUUCGUCCCUUUGGUGGCCUUAAACUUCCGAAUCACUUAACUUUCGAAUUUGAAAAAAUUAAAUGUGGUUCGGAAUCAUUAAAAGGGUGCACAGU
Molecule: messenger RNA, 2904 nt
Organism: Aplysia californica (California sea hare)
Lineage: Eukaryota; Metazoa; Mollusca; Gastropoda; Aplysiida; Aplysiidae
Exons: 8
Coding region: 1-2133 (710 amino acids)
Molecular function (GO): protein binding; nucleic acid binding
Source: RefSeq, a predicted model, not a curated record